This is a messenger RNA of Pocillopora meandrina, 714 nucleotides long. The record is from the annotation of a GenBank genome assembly. NCBI's taxonomy places the organism in Eukaryota, Metazoa, Cnidaria, Anthozoa, Scleractinia, Pocilloporidae.
GUGGAUGAGCUGCUUAAAAUUAAGCACGAGCUGACAAAAGAAAGAGAUGAAAAGCUAUCUGAAAUUGCCAGAGUAAGGGUUUUUUAUUUCAUAUUUCCACUCAAAUUUUCUUUCGCUCUUUUGCAUUCUCUGUGAAUUUUCACGAGCCAGCAGAUGUGAAACAAAAAUUGUAACAAAAAACAGUCUUUACAUAGUAACUUAUCGGGGGCAGUUUAGUAACUUUGCAAAAACAUCUACAUCAUCGUGCUUAAAAACUUUUUAAAACAAUACAACGUAGGACUUGCAAAUCUGUGCAAAGCAAGUGCUAGUUUUGUAGAAACUGGCAAAUAUGGGGUCCCAUAUAAAUUUUCAUGUCUGCCUCAAAUUUCCAUGAAACCUCACAGACUCUUUGAUAUUGAUAUUCUUUUUAUAAAUGUUUAUUAACAAGGAAGGAAUUUUUUUCCAGUAAAAAGUUAGAAAGCAUGCAAUCUUCUAGGGGGUCCAUUAGGUUUCAUAAUUGAUAGAAGACAGGUUUCCAUGGUUAAACAUUAGGUUACAUUCGCAUGACUUUUUUUGGACAGCUAAAAGAAGACAUUCAAGUCCAAAGUAAUAGAGCCCAGCGAGAGGCUAGAAAAAGAAAAGGAACUUAAAAAGGUGUCGAGUCAGGCAAAGAGCGAUUUAGAAAAUAAAACUGCUGAGCUGAGGACAAAAGCAGGAAAUCUUCAAAGUGUAUAG